Cicer arietinum (chickpea) is the source of this 1686-nucleotide messenger RNA. RefSeq lists its product as uncharacterized. The record is from RefSeq and is a predicted model, not a curated record. NCBI's taxonomy places the organism in Eukaryota, Viridiplantae, Streptophyta, Magnoliopsida, Fabales, Fabaceae. Gene Ontology annotation, cellular component: membrane.
GUAAUUGAAUUUGAUAGUGACACUUGUACUUCUACAUGAGGCAAUCCUUUUGAUAGAGCAACAUAUAUUAGCUAAAAAGCAAACAUCUCCAAGAAACAGGACAAGUACUUUUCUUUACUCUUUUCAUUUCCUUGAUCUUGUAUGUGUACUAGUACUACUCUACUACUACCCUUACCUUUCUCAACUAUGAACACUCUAAAAUCUUUAUUGUUUGAAACUCAUCCCAUAGAGUAAAACAUUCAUGAUUUAGCCAUUUUCUUUCAUUAGGAAAAGAAAUCAAGCAUUUCCUUUUGAAGUUAUAACCACACAACAACAAAAAAAGGGAAUUUUUCAACUUGACACAUUGUUUGUGUCAAAGCUUUGUCUCUUUAUUUGUUAUUUUUUAUUUUUGUUUUUUGUCUCAUGGACUCAUCUUUCACUCUUACUUUAAUGACAUUUUCCUUAAUGUCAUUGAAACUUUAUGGAUCUUAUGCUCAAAGUAUCAAAUCAACUCAUGUUCUUGACCUCCUCAUAAGAGAUCACUCAUUCAAUUCAUUAGACAAAAACUUCAAGACAGGAAUACCACAAUCAGUGAAACUACCUUCAAAUUUGUCAGGCAUCAAAGUAGAUAUUAUGAGGUUUAGAUGUGGAAGUUUAACAAGGUAUGGUGCAAAUUUAAAGGAGUUUCAUCUUGGUAUUGGUGUUACAAUUCAUCCAUGUAUUGAAAGAGUAAUGUUGAUAAGACAAAGCAUAGAGUAUAAUUGGUCUUCUAUAUAUUAUUCUAACUAUAAUGAUCUAUCUUUGUAUCAACUUGUUUCACCAAUUAUUGGACUUUUAGCUUACAAUGCUGAAAAAGAUUCAAACUUUAGUAACCCUUUUGAACUUGGAAUUGAAGCUGGUGAAAAAAUGAUCAAAAUUGAUUUCAACAAUGCUGCAAAGUUGAACAAAGGAAAAAGUGUAAAAAUGGAACCUUUUUGUGCAAGUUUUGAAGGGAAUGGAAAAAUGAGAGUUGUAAAAACAAACCCUUUAUCACCUUUUGUUUGUUUUGCAAAAAGGAAUGGACAUUUUGGUUUGGUUGUUGAAUCACCAACACAAGAUGAGUUUAGAAAGCCUAUUAUAAGUCAAUGGAAAGUUGCUGUUGGAAGUACUAUAGGUGCUGCAAUUGGUGCUUUUCUUUUGGGCUUGCUUCUUGUUGCAAUGGUUGUUAGGGUGAAAAAGAGGUCAAGAAUGGUUCAAAUGGAGAGAAGAGCUUAUGAAGAAGAAGCACUUCAAGUUUCAAUGGUUGGACAUGUUAGGGCUCCUACUGCAUCUGGAACAAGAACAUCACCAACACUUGAGCAGCAUGACUAUGUUACUCGUAGGUCAAAUCAAAUUUAUCAUAAUUCAUAGGUCAAAUCUUAAUUUGUAUUAUUUGUUCCUAUUUAUGAAUCUUCAAAGGUUCUCCGGUCAUCUAAAUAGAAGGAAUCAUGCAUUUGAUCCAAUCAUGCGAUUUGGGUUGUCGAAUCAAAAUCAGACUAUUCAUGUUAAGAUUUUGGUAUAUUAGGUUCAAAAUACAAAGUCCGGAUGUUAGUCAUUUAAUCUUGGUCCGAAAGUUUAGAUUGACGACCAUAUCAUUAUGUGAAUUCAUGGAAUUCAAAUCCCAAAUACCAUACUUCAACUCCAUCAAUAUAUUUAUUCCAAAUUCUUUUUAUUGAAGUUUUUAGAAUC